AUGCAGUUUUGGAAGGAUAAUUGGACUUCUUUAGGCCCUCUCUUGGAUAUUACCGGUGUGAAUGGUCCUCGUGUAACGGGUCUUCCGGCUGAUGCCGUUGUAUCGGAUGCUUUACGUGAUGGGGAUUGGUGGGUGUAUAGGAGUAGGAGCAGACAUCCGAUUAUAGAGCUCCUUAAGGAUUGUUUGCCUUCGUCAGAAGUGGUUUCUGCAUCAGGAGGGAAAGAUACAUACAUGUGGAAAGUGGGGAAUAAGCUCCCGUCAAAUCGGUUCUCGGCUGCCGAAACUUGGCAUUUUCUAAAUCCAUCAUCUAUAAUUGUGGAUUGGCAUGAAGCGAUUUGGUUCAAAGAAAAUAUCCCAAAACAUGCUUUCUUGGCUUGGGUGGCCACUCCCCAUAGAUUGCAUACAAGGGACAGAUUGUUAAGAUGGGGAAUGCCAGUCCCUUCGGUUUGUCUUCUCUGUAAUUCUUUGGAUGAGUCUAGACAGCAUAUCUUCUUUGAAUGCCCCUACAAUACAAAGAUUUGGUAUUUCUUCACUUCAAGAGUUCAUGUUGCUCCUUUUUUAUUAUUUGAGGAUGGAGUGAGAUGGAUGAAAGACCCCAACCAUGAUAAGAAUAUGUCUCUAAUUCUCAAGUUCACUUUUCAAGCCUCGUUAUACAUGAUUUCGAAAGAAAGAAACGCUCGGCUACAUUUGUCAUCAGCGCGACCUCCGUCGGCACGUAUUGUAGGCAUCCAGAACACGAUUUGCUACCGUCUUGACUCGCUAUCAAGGAAUCAGCGUAAUCUACCUUCAACAGUAUCACUCCUCAGUACUUGGUUCAAUUUAUUUCAGAAUUAA
Messenger RNA from Thlaspi arvense, 834 nucleotides. The record is from the annotation of a GenBank genome assembly. NCBI's taxonomy places the organism in Eukaryota, Viridiplantae, Streptophyta, Magnoliopsida, Brassicales, Brassicaceae.